Austrofundulus limnaeus is the source of this 218-nucleotide messenger RNA. RefSeq names its product zinc finger protein 277. Lineage: Eukaryota; Metazoa; Chordata; Actinopteri; Cyprinodontiformes; Rivulidae. The record is from RefSeq and is a predicted model, not a curated record.
GAGACACACAGCUUUGAUCUUCAUCAUCUGAAAGCAAAACUCAACCUUAGGUUCUACCAGCAGGUCAAGCUGGUGAACUUUAUUCGUCGGCAGAUCCACCAGAGUCGUUGCUAUGGCUGCCAGAAGAAGUUUGACUGUAGAGUGGACGUGCUGCAGCACAUUGUGUCUGAAGGACAUGUGAUGAAACUGCCAGAGAUGUCCAUCUGGGACCAGCCACA